AUGGUCCAAGAGGCUGAGAAGUACAAGUCUGAGGAUGAGGAGCACAAGAAGGAGGUCAAAGCCAAGAAUGCUCUUGAGAACUAUGCGUACAACAUGAGAAACACCAUCCGUGAUGACAAGAUAGGUGAGAAGCUUCCUGCUGCAGACAAGAAGAAGAUUGAGGAUUGGGUUGAGGAAGCAACCCAAGGGCUUUGUGGUAACCAGUUGGCUGAAGCAGACGAGUUUGAAGACAAGAUGAAAGAGCUGGAGAGUGUGUGCAACCCGAUCAUAGCAAAGAUGUAUCAAGGAGCUGGUGGUGAAGCAGGUGGUCCUACUGAUGAUGAAGCUCCUCCUCCUGCUGGCCCCAAGAUUGAAGAAGUCGACUGGUUCUUUUGGAAUUGUUUUCCCUUAAUGUCUGGAACGUCUCAAUACUAA
Molecule: messenger RNA, 414 nt
Organism: Brassica oleracea var. oleracea
Lineage: Eukaryota; Viridiplantae; Streptophyta; Magnoliopsida; Brassicales; Brassicaceae
Product: probable mediator of RNA polymerase II transcription subunit 37e
Exons: 1
Coding region: 1-414 (137 amino acids)
Molecular function (GO): ATP binding; ATP-dependent protein folding chaperone
Source: RefSeq, a predicted model, not a curated record